Molecule: messenger RNA, 1797 nt
Organism: Pecten maximus
Lineage: Eukaryota; Metazoa; Mollusca; Bivalvia; Pectinida; Pectinidae
Product: GTP cyclohydrolase 1 feedback regulatory protein-like
Exons: 3
Coding region: 94-396 (100 amino acids)
Biological process (GO): negative regulation of biosynthetic process
Cellular component (GO): nucleus; cytoplasm
Molecular function (GO): GTP cyclohydrolase binding
Source: RefSeq, a predicted model, not a curated record
AAACCGUGUCGCUAUGAAUUAACGGUCCAAGGGCCCAUAACUAUAAUUGAUGCCUACUUAUCAACUUCCGGUCAACUGUCAAAGAAAGUCAAAAUGCCUCACGUUCUUAUUAGCACUCAGAUCCGUUUGGAAAGUGGUCCAACAGUUGUUGGAGAUGAGUGGAGUGAUAAGAAACUGAUGGAACACCUAGGUGCCUCUAUGAUGAAGACAUUAGGAAACAAUUUUAUGGAGUAUCGUACACCUGACCCUCCCCGUGUGGUGCUGGAUAAGCUAGAGAAGCUAGACUAUCAUGUGGUAGCCAUGACUGGCAUCGGCCAGACAUGCAUCUGGACCCUACACAAACCAGACCACAACACACUCGAUAAAAAGGUUACCACCUCCAAAGGUGACAGUUGACUUGGGUAUAGAGAUAUUACAUAGACAACAGGCAAUUUAGGAAGAAGACCUUCAGCAUUAUAUGAAAUCUAUAUGUAUACACAGCAUAGAAAGAAAUAAUGAAAAUAAAAUCACAGUAUUAUACAACAUGUGGAUAAAAGUAUCUAGCAGGAAAAUAUUGGAAGUGUAACUUUAUACAAUAAGGGACCACAAACUACCCAAGAGUAUGAUUUUGAAAAAAAAACCAAAAAAAAAAAACCCAAUAGAUUUAAUGUUUGCAUAUUGUCUUAUUAUUCAGACAACAUAUCAUACAAAUGUUUAAAGAUAUUUCUGUAACUUUUUGCUUUGUAAUGUGGAAUCAUAAUGGUGAUAGAAGAUACAAUUUCAUGCAAAGUCAUCAAUCCUUUGAAGAUGAAAUUUCACAAAUACAUUCAAUCUGAAUGGUAAUGCUGUAUUUUUACUCGAAUAAGCACCCUCUCCUAGUGUUAAUGUUAAGUACCAAUUAAUACUCAAAUAAGCCCUCUCCUCUUGUGUUUGAGUUUAGUACCAUAUUUAUCCUGAAAUAAGCCCCCUCCCCUAGUGUAAAAGUUUAGUACCAUAUUUAUCCUGAAAUAAGUCCCCUCCCCUAGUGUUAAUGUUUAGUAAUGUAUUUAUCCUCAAGUAAGCACUCUCUUCUUUUGUUAAAUUAAGUACCAUAUUACUCCUCAAAUGCCCCCUCCCCUAGUGUAAGUUUAUUCCCAUAUUUUCCCUCAGGUAAGUCCCCUCCCUUAGUGUUAAAGUUUAGUAUGGUAUUAACUCUAGUAUCUUUUAAUAAAGCCUUCCCUAGUGUAAAAAAUACUGCUGUAGAAAUCUUCAAAUAAGGCCCCCACAUCUAGUGUAAAAUUUCAGUAUUUAAGUUUGGGGAGGCCUUAUUUGUGAACCACAUCUAGCUUAAUAAUUUCAAAUUGUUGAUUCUGCUAAAAUGAAGAGAGAUUUGUAUGUUUGGAAAGGGCUAAUUUGUAGGAAGGGGCUUAUUUGCAUAUAAAUACAGUACAUGUUUGGCUAUGAGGGUUUCGGAAUGAUUAAUGCAGUACUAUUUGUUUACUCAAAAUAACAUUAUAUGGUUGAUAAAAUUACAUUCGGUGUUUGAUGAAAACCCACAGAUAUCAUCAUUUUGAUGGUCUGUUACAGCAAUGAUUAAACAGAAUAUGAAUAUUAAUAAGCUUGUAAUUGGACUGUCAGCAUUUUUGCAUUUAAUGUUAAAUAUCACUGGCCAGUCCUUAUCUGCAAAGGAAAGGGUUUCACUACCAAUGUCCAUAUGCAGAGAUUUAUUUAUUGAAAGGGAAAGUGCAACUCCUGUUUUUGAGGAUACCAAACUCUUGAUUUGUUUUAUAUUAUAUGUCAGUCAUUUUGGAACCGUUGACACUUUCCAAAAAAAAAAAA